Paramecium primaurelia is the source of this 1451-nucleotide messenger RNA. Lineage: Eukaryota; Ciliophora; Oligohymenophorea; Peniculida; Parameciidae. The record is from the annotation of a GenBank genome assembly.
AUGUUUUCAUAAAUAUUCAUUCUAUCUCCAAGAGGUGACACUAUCAUCAAUAGAGAUUUCAGAUCUGAUUUACCUAAAUCAACACCUGAAACAUUCUUCAGAUAAGCCAAAACCUAUUCAGGAGAUGCUAAUCCAUUAUUUGCUGUUGAUUGCAUCCAAUUUGCUCAUAUUAAAAGAGGAGGUUCUAUUGUCAUAUUUACAUUUAGGAUUAUAUAUUGUUGGUACAUCUAGAUUCAAUUUAUAACCAGCUAUGUCAUUAGAAUUAUUGGAUCGAUUAGCUAAAGAAAUAAAAGACUUUUGUGGAGUAAUCAAUGAGGAAGUCCUUAGAAAGAAUUUUAUACUUAUUUAUGAAGUCAACAAUACUCUAUUUAUCAUAGAUUCUAGAUGAAUCAUUUGAUUUUGGGUACCCUUAACUUAUGGCUACAGAAUAAAUAAAACCACUCAUUGUGAAUGAUCCAAUUCAACCUUAACCUGAUUCUGUCAUGAAUUCUUUAAGACCAAAGAUUUAAACUUUUAACAUUUUUGUUCCAAAUACUAUUGGAAGUUAAGCAGUUUAGAGAUCGGUAUUAAACAAAAAUUAAGCAAAUGAAAUUUUUGUUGAUAUUUAUGAAAAACUUAAUGUUCUCUUUAAUUCUAGUGCAUAUGUUAUUAAUUAGAGUAUUGAAGGAUGUGUAUUAUAUUAUUAAUAAUAUAAAUAGAUUCAAAUGACAUCAUUUUUAUAAGGAAAUCCACCUCUAAAAUUAGCAUUGAAUGAAGAUUUAUAAAUUGGUAGAUAAUAAGGAUAAUAUUCAGCAGGUGUCAUAUUAGUAUAAAUUAUAUAAUAAUAUAAAGGAUGAUUGUAAUUUUCAUGAAUGUGUUAAUGCAAAUGAAUUAGAUAUGAAUAAAACCUUACGUAUAUAACCUCCUGAUGGUUAAUUUGUUGUUAUGAAUUAUAGAAUUAGUGGAGAUUAUGCUGCUCCUUUUAGAUUAUUUCCUAUUAUUGAAGAAAUUUCAUCAUCUAAAAUAGAAGUUACUAUAAAAUUAAAAGCAUGUUUUGAUGCUAAAAUUUUAGCAUCAUAUGCAAAUGUACGUAUUCCCAUUCCAAAAUAAACUGCUAAUGCAUAUCCUGAAUUAUUGAAGAAUGCUUAGUAAGAGACUGCAGAAUAUGAUUCAAAUAAAAAAAUUGUGGAAUGGUAGAUUAAGAAACUAUAAGGUGGUUAAGAAAGAUCUUUAAAAGUAUUUAUAAAUAGUUAUAUAUAUUUUAGAUAAAAUUAACACUAUAAGCAACAUAGACUGCUCAUACAGCAAGAAAAGAGAUUGGUCCUAUUGCUAUGAAUUUUGAAAUACCUAUGUUCAAUGUUAGCAGAUUAUAAAUUAAAUACUUAAGAAUAGAAGAACGAGGCAAUACUACUAAUCCACAUAGAUGGGUGAGAUAUAUUACAUAGAGUAGUUCUUAUGUAUGUAGAAUAUGA